Chara braunii is the source of this 3479-nucleotide messenger RNA. The record is from the annotation of a GenBank genome assembly. NCBI's taxonomy places the organism in Eukaryota, Viridiplantae, Streptophyta, Charophyceae, Charales, Characeae.
GCAUUUGCCAUCCUUGCAGCAGGCGGGAGACCCUCCCUCUCUCUCCCUCUUUCGACAUGAACCGACUUUCUCCCGUGCCUGGCGGAGAUCGGCCCUGUCUCCCUCUCUUUCGGCCUCUCGUCUGCUCGCUCGUUCGCUGACCGCUCGCGCACAGGCUUGCAGCCUCCCCCUUCACCGACGGGAGGCGUCGCCCACUGGCAGCACUCUGGAGUGAUACAAAGCGGAGGAUGUCCUCUUCUUUUGGGCGAUUUGUCCCAUCGCUGGACCUGGCAUUGCCAUAAAGUGGUGCGGAGACCGAACCUCGAAAGCAGAGUUGUCAAGGAGGCGAGUGGAGGAGAGUUUCCCGGCCCAGAAGAAACAGGGUCGUCGGUAGAGAGAGGGUGAGAGAGCUGCACACUCGAGAAGGAAAGAGACCCAUCUGUGCAGGUCCAGUCCAUAUCUGUGCUCAGUGUGUUCCUCGAGUCAUUUUCCGUUGCUCGCUCGUGCUCUCUCUCGACUCUGGCCGGUACUGUAGAUCGUCCAUAGAUCUAGACCUCCCGAGGCAGAAGAGGACGGAGGCUGGUAAGCCUGACCAGCAGUUACCCAUUUGCUUGAUCACCGUUGCCGUUGCGAUUGCCAUCCUUAGACGUCGCCGUCAAAGACGCUGCCGAUCGUCGUCAGUUCUGUCUUCCUCUAUCUGCUUGCGUUUGUCUGUCUGCAAUCGUUUCCAAGGAAGGGGAAGAGAGUCGAGGUAGGGGUUGGGAAACGGAGGCGUGGAAGUUGCCGAGGACGGGGUAGGGUGGUGGUCAUCUUCAGUGCUGAGAGAAGCGGAGAGGAACAACGAGGUUAGCGGAUUGCGCUUCAACCGUCGAGCAGAGGGAACCGAGACAAGCGCCAACGUCGUGGAGUCUUUUGAUAUAUUUCGGUAAGAUAUUGGAUAGGAGUGGCGCAUUUCAUCACCUGAGUCCCGCUUGAGAUCGUGGUUUGCUGAUCUCUGCGCGGAUUGGGUUUACUUCUUUUGUGUACACGGCUGAGGAAGCAUCCGUGUAUAUACCACAAUGGCUGCGACAUGCGCAGCUGCGCUCUCCAUUCUAGGUGUCAUCAUCGCUGUGCUUACAGCUCCUAAUUGUCUAGUGGAAGGGAAUGUGUUGGAUGCCAUUGGGCAAGUAGCCAGUCAAUUGUCGAUUCCAACCCCGUCAAUUCCGUGCCUGGACGAGUACCAGAAAGUUGAGGCCGCCUGCCCCGCUGACAUACAAACCCCCGAGCAGUGUCCUAAGGAAUGCCGGCAAGAGCUGAAGAAGUUCGACGCCUGCGCCACCAAGGCCUCUCAAGAAUCAGGAAUGGUGAACAGCAGUUUCACGGACAGCGUCAACCAAAUUACCAGCACGUGCGGUGCCGAUGUAGCGGCGUUGGCGAGUUCUCCUCUGCCGGACGCCGUCCCGUCGGAUGUGGUCGCGGGCGCUGCGGCCCUCGCCAGCAAUCCCAACAAUGCUAUGGCUGAGGCGUCCAAGGUUGUGGCGCAAAACUCGAGGGCAAUCGCCGAUGGAGCCAGCACGCUGGUGAACGAUCCCCAGAGAGCCAUAUCACAGGCGUCCGAGGCUGCCAACGCUCUAGCGAGUAACCCAGCUAAGGUCAUCGCCCAGGCGUCGGCAGCUGCAGACGCGCAGCACGUUGUGGCAGUCGCAUCCGAAGCCUCGCGUCGUGGUGUUAAUCUCGCGGCCCCGUCUGCACCUGUGAAAAAAAGCAAGGCCAGCAGUUCAUCUCCUCCAGCGAAACCGUCUGAGAAAGGUGAGGAGCCUGCCAUGCCCAGCGAACCAGAAUUGACUGAAGAAGAGGAGAUGCUCUGGUUUAGAACGUCCGACGACCAGGCCUUUGCCAGCAUGUAUACAUCGAAUGCUGUCAGGGUGGUCCAUCGUACAACUUGCUGGCUCGCGGUCCUUGUCUCUGUCCUCGUCGCCCUACUGUUCCGCGCGUGAGCGUAAAUUAGGGUCUCUCUCGGACGCGUACAUUACUGUUCCUGUCACCUGUGCCAUUCUUCGCGCUUUUUUCACUUCGCAGUUUGGACUCCGGUAAAUAAACUCUGGCGAGACACUGCACUCCGUGCCUCGUGGGAAAUCGGAGUUGUACGCCGAACUAAACUCUUGUCGCCGUUUGAGAGUUCUUCGUUCGUUCUCGUGACCACGGCCACUGCAUGCCUGCCUGCUUGCCGCCUAAUGCAAUUGCAGAGAGCAUCUUUUUUUUUACGUGACAGGGUGUGAGUUUGUGUGCUCGGCCCCAGCACCUACAAACUGAAUGUAUAGGCGUGAUGCAGGUGGGUGGCUGGCUGGCUACCGAUAGUUCGCUCGUCUGUUCGUGUCUUCAUUUCCCUGUCAUCUCUGCUGUUUCCCCCCAAUUCGGUUCUCUCUCCCCCUCUCCUUGGCGUCCUUUCUUUUUUGUCUGCUUUUGUUUUCUCUACCGAGUUGGACUUGUGUCUUCUUCCUCCUUUUUCUUCCGCCUUAUUUUCGUUUCCAGCUCUCCUUUCGUCGUUGACUUUCUCACCGGUCUGCGUUGGCACCCUCCCUGGUCUUUUGGUGGUCCCGCUGAGUCACGACGCUCGCAUUGUCGUUCCGCUGCCUCCUGUGAGCGCCCUUUCCCCUCGCUUUCCUUCGUUCGCUUUGGGCGCAUCGUGGUCUUCUCUCUCCCAUCUUGACCUCACUAAUGGUUUCCGCACUUUGAUACCGUCUUCAUAUUUUCCUCUUCGUCUUCAUAUUUUCCUCUUCCGUCAUUUCACCUGGUGUUCUUCUGUUUCGGUCCCUGUUGUGGCUGUGUUUAUUGCCUUCGGUCGUUCGUUCUUCGUUUUCUUCCACACACAUUGGUGGUGCCACUGUAUCUAUUCGUUCUCAAUUUAUAUGGGGCUAACAUUACCUGCCCCUCUUCUUAGACGUCUCUGCGUAGAGUUUGUCCAUAUGUCCCUUUUCAAUUUUCAUUCUUACCCUUGGUUCAGUAGGCUGGCUGAUAUUUUACUACGGUUGGUAUCGAAGGUACAGGUCGGUUGGGGUUGUUCUCGGUUAAGUCGGGUAAUUACAUUGAUAACUGUAGUGCUAGUCUCAUCGUAAUUGGUUUUUGCAUUCGUUAUUUCAUAUGUCAAAAAAAUAUACAGGUCUACCAAUUAAAGGGAUUGGCACGGAAUGAGCGGUUGACGAAUGAAUGGAGGAGCGGAAUGGAUAGAGGGCGAAAUGGACCAGCAACUGGAACCUCACAUUCAAAAGAUCUUUAUAGUACUUGUCUGGGCCCUGGGGGAACGAUUGCGUCUUCAGGGGGUAGGGCGUCGGGUGGCCGUCAUCUGCCUUCUUGUAGGCCUGCCCAAGAGGGAAGAUUAUGAAUGCUCAGAUCCGCUGACAAUUUAUCUUGUGACUUCGUUUCUUGUAAGCCAAUCUCGAAGGUGAAGGAAAAACCCCGAACUGAAUGUUUUUUUCCUUGUGUCGCCUCGGGCGGUUGUCACUGCAGAUGUCUUUUGAAUG